GGAUGUGAAUGGACCAGGCCUGGGACAGAGCCCACGGGCCUUGGCCGAGCACAGCCACUGUCCAAGUGCGGGAGCUGAGCUGGCAAGGCCUGCACAAUCCCCGCCCACAGAGCAAGGACCCAGGCAGCCAUAGGGACAGCCGUGGCGAGCAGCUGGUAGAGGAGUACCGGUCACCUGCCCGACUGCGGGCCCUGGCCCAGGUAGAUGACCUUCGACUGGUGAACAUGCUGGAGAUGUGUGUCAACACCCGUGAGAACAGCCUGGGGAACUUUGGGGUGCACCUGCCCAACCUCAGCCAGCUGAAGCUCAACGGCAGCUGCCUGGGCUCUGUGAGAGACCUGGGCACUUCCCUGGGCCACUUGCAGGUGCUGUGGCUGGCUCGCUGCGGCCUGACUGACCUGGAUGGCAUUGGCUCCUUCCCGGCCCUGAAGGUGGGUCUGUGGUGCCCUGGGCUGGGGAGAGGGUGCCGGGCCAAGCCCUGGCUGAGCCCCCUGCCGCCCCAGGAACUCUACGUCUCCUUCAACAACGUCUCAGACCUGAGCCCGCUGUGCCUGCUGCAGCAGCUGGAGGUGCUAGACCUGGAGGGCAACAGCGUGGAGGACCUGGGGCAGGUGCGCUUCCUGCAGCUGUGCCCGAGGCUGGCCACGCUCACCCUGGAGGGCAACCUGGUGUGCCUGCGGCCAGCGCCCAGCCCUUCCAACAAGGUGCCGCGGGGCUACAACUAUCGGGCAGAGGUGAGGAAGCUCAUCCCCCAGCUGCAGGUCCUGGAUGAGGUACCAGCCACACACACAGGCCCCCCGGCCUCCCGGAAGCUGGACCAGGACUGGCUCAUGGUGAAGGAGGCCAUCAGGGAGGGCAGUGUCUUGGAUGGCCUGCUCCCUGGGCUGGAUCAUCCCCAUGGAGCCCCCAUUCAGAAACUCAGCUCCGAGCUCUCCUUGCCCGAGACCCAGCCAUGGGCCCCCAGGCCAUGGCCACUCUCCCUACUGGUCACUGGGGGUCCUCUGCCUGAAAGCCUGCUUCCCAAGGACCCAGCUCCAGAGGAUGACACCAGCAACCUCACCCAUGGGGCUAGCCGAGUCCUCUGCGGGAACCCCACCAGAGGCCUGCGGGAGCGUCGACACCAAUGCCAGGCCUGGGCAGGUCCGGAGCAGCUGCCCCCACACAGGCUGAAGGAGCUGGCUGCCUCUAUUCCAGGGCCUGAUUCUACAGACAGCAGUGACCCCCUGGCCUUGGCGAGGCUUCCGGCCUGCAGGGAGUUGUGCCUGUGCCCCCUCCCUGGUAGGUCCCUGGAGUCCCAGCAAGAAGGUGCCACAGCCCCCUGGGGCCCAUGGAGGGGCCCUGAAGAGCAAGAGGACAAGUCUAGGCCCAAGACUCCCUCCAGCCCCCUAUGCCUGGUCCCAGAGCCUUCCAGGACUUUGGGCUAUAACCUGACCCCCUCUCCCCCCAAGACACCCAUGCCUUCUGAUUCUAGCAACAGUUACUGGGGGUCCACAGGCCUGCAGUUCCGGAGGCGGAGGCUCAGAGCCCUGUGUAGCUUAGGGCCUGGCUUAGGGCAGGGACCUGGCCUAGGGCAGGGAUUGGCUACAGUGACGGAUCUGAGAGCCCUGGAGGUGACCUCAGGCCCAAGCCCUAGAGCCCAAGGAUGUCCAGGCCCAAAGCCAGCACCGGAUCCAGCAGCCAGACCCCCCCGCCUCAGGUGCAUGCCACACCUGAACCCUAUCACCCCAGCCCAAUCCCACCCCUAGUG
Molecule: messenger RNA, 1747 nt
Organism: Mirounga angustirostris (Northern elephant seal)
Lineage: Eukaryota; Metazoa; Chordata; Mammalia; Carnivora; Phocidae
Gene: LRRC56
Product: leucine rich repeat containing 56
Exons: 10
Coding region: 9-1745 (578 amino acids)
Molecular function (GO): protein binding
Source: RefSeq, a predicted model, not a curated record